Molecule: messenger RNA, 741 nt
Organism: Symbiodinium sp. CCMP2592
Lineage: Eukaryota; Dinophyceae; Suessiales; Symbiodiniaceae
Source: the annotation of a GenBank genome assembly
AUGCAAACUACGCCACUCCUUGCCCCCGCUUUCCAGGCCACUUCUGGAUACUGCCAGUUGGAUGGGUUCGUCUCGCAGAGCGCCGUGCAGCGGAUGUGUGAGGAAGCAAAUCUUCUGAGGCAGCAGAGUGUGGGUUUCAGCUCCACCAACGUUCACAACCUGCUCUUGGAGGCAGAGACAAAUUCCAAUCCGCCCGCAUCGCCCCGCGCGAAAGUCUUCCACAGCAGCAAGACUUUGGUUGCCAUGAGCCACUUACCUGAAAGCAGCCUCUUGCGGGAGCUCUAUGCUGACAGCGCUGUGAGGGAGCUUGUGCGGCAGUGCUUCGGCCUGCCAAGAUUAUGCUGCUCUGCAGAUCCGCAUGGCGGCGUGUACUACAACUUCUUCGAUGAGGGCGAUACUCUUGGGUGGCACUGCGACAGGUCCCACUUCUCCGUGAACUUGAUACUUCAGACCGCAGAGGGAGGCGACUUUGAGUACGUCCCUGAGUCGCGCGGCUUGGUGGAGGAGGUGGAGACAUGGACAGAUCUUGAGAAGGAUCUACAGAGCAACAAGAUCGUUCCAAAGCUGAACGCCGGAAGCAUCUACCUCUUUGCUGGGAAUGCCUCUUUCCAUCGGGUGUCACCGGUGACGUCCGGCACCCGAAUCAAUGCCAUCCUGACUUACAAUGUCGAGGAAAACCAGCGGCUGAAUGCCUACACGCUGAAGCAGUUCUUCGGCAUCGGCGAGGACGCAGCUGCGUGA